AUGGCUGCUGGACCAGUGAACCGCGACAUCAAGGCAACCUCCCUGGCCAAGGAGGAAAGCGAGAAUGUUACCAACAUUAAUGUGGCCCCAAAGGUUCCAGAUCAGUUCGCGGACGAAAGUUUCAAGCUCUUCUCCAAGAUCCAAGUCACUGAUCCAACGCCCAAAGAAACUCUGGAGAUUCGAAACAAAUGCCUAUGGCGGAUUCUUCCUUUCCUGUGCAUCGGAUAUCAUCUCAUGUAUGUGGACAAGCAAACACUGGGAAGCUCUGCCAUCCUCGGGAUUAUGAAAGAUGCACACCUAAACUCAACUCAGUAUAAUUGA
Molecule: messenger RNA, 321 nt
Organism: Penicillium argentinense
Lineage: Eukaryota; Fungi; Ascomycota; Eurotiomycetes; Eurotiales; Aspergillaceae
Product: Major facilitator superfamily domain general substrate transporter
Exons: 2
Coding region: 1-321 (106 amino acids)
Source: RefSeq, a predicted model, not a curated record